UCUCUCCCAAAGCAUGGAAUAUCUUCACAACACGUCCAAGCGCAAUUUUAUGGCCAGAAGCAAUCCCAUUGGUCUGGCGGAACCAUCAAUUGCCGUGGGCAAAGAUGGCUCAUUUUACCGAAGUUCCGAGCACAUCUUCACCAACUUGAGCUCUAAUGGAAGAACAAGGGCCUCGAGCUCCACACCAGACCGAGACAUGGGACCUGGAGGCCUGAAAGCCACGAAGCAAAGGCACUCGUCCUUGUCUAAUUUAAGCGGCGGAGUGGGCAUUCGCCCUGGAGCAGGACUAAUCUCCACGGGAAAGAGGAAUAACGUACACAUGUUCAUGCCGUUUGGCGAAUCGUCCACCAAGGAGAUUGGUUACAAAAAGACUUCCUCAAGUUCCAGCUCAUCCACCACAUACAAAAGCCACCAACAAACCAGGGCCACAACGUCGAACUUUCAAAAUGCCACUAGUACCCCAAGUGAGAAAUCCUCCAAGGCGGCGAAAGAGGCUUCGACAAUCAUCAAGAAAGGAAUUGAGGAAAUCGAAUACCUGACGAAAGUGGCUGAUCGGCAAGAUGUCACAAUAGUCCAAGCACGGUCCACUCAGUCUGCCAAGGCACCAGAGCCUCAGGAAAUUCGAGUCACUUCCAAUGGGGAUCAUCUUCUUCAUGAUGGUGAGAAGCGGGAAGAAAUGAGCCCCAGCGUCAAUGGCACAUUUCAGGCGGUGGACAUGAUGCUCAAGAGCACUUUGAUCGAUGAACCCGUUCAAUUCACAGUGAAACGUGCUCCUCGAGCUAGGUCAUUGUCUCGUACGAAUACGUUCCUUCCCGAUCAGAGUGUGACCAUUUCUUUGCCGGCCUCUCGACAAACCAGUCGAAAUAGCAGCGUGGAACCUGAAGGGAUCCAAAGGCAACGUCGUCAAAGAGAGCAACAACAACAACAACAACAGCAGGAGCAGCAGCAAAGUUUAACAUCCGACCAUCGGAGCUCAAGUGUGGAGAUUUUCAAUGGAACCUACGAGAUGCGUGUUCCACAUCCUGCAUCCAGGCGAAAGCUCUCGGCCGAAAUUAGCGAGAUUAAAUCCGAGGUAUACUCGUUUACCGCUAGUGGUGACGGAAAGAGCCAGGGACAGAAAUCCAACGACAUCAUCCCACCGUCCAAUGAGUCAAUGGCACAAGAAAUGCCCAACGAGCUGACAAUGACAUCCUUGGCCAAUGGCAAAAACGAGUCGUUCACAAAUUCAGGGGCAAAACCCCCGUCAUCCUCGAACCCAAUGGCAGAAAAACGUGAGAGUGGCACAACGUCAUCAGCCAAGAAGAGUGCCUCUAUGAGGCAAGGAAAUGAUAAGCCCUCAGUCGAAAGCCACAACACCAACGGAGUGGGAUCGGCCUUGAAAGGCUUGUCGACGGCUCUAGAAAAUCUGCAAAACCAACAAAACGAACAAAAGUCCAAGUUGUUAGUCAACGGGACGAAGAAGCGGAAUGGGAAAUCUCGGAAGAGACACGGCAGUGGAGCCUCAUCCUCGGAGAUAUCCGUCAGCGUCAAUGUGAGCCUGAACUCCUCUCGGCGAUCCUCGAGGCAAACCAGUCCAGACCGAGGCAGUGUGGGAUCAGGCAUCCGCAGUCGAAGGAACAGUAUGGAUCUGUUCUCGGCCGAUUACGACAUGAAGAUGAAGAAGCAGAAGAAAGGAGGAGGAUCGGUGGAAUUGAGGCAAAAGUCCUCGAGCCACAUCCAAUAUGACGAUAACACGAAGCAGGAUUUGAAGUUGUGUUCACGUUGUCAUUCGUCGGAUCACUCGGCUCAAGGUUGCACCGAAUUUGAUGACCUUCUGUGUCCCAGAUGUCUCGAAUGGGAUCAUUGGGAGGAUACGUGCCCAUUUAAUGACCCCGAAGUGCCUGCUGCUCAAUGCAACAUCUGUGACAGCUUUGGCCAUAAAUCCACCAUCCAUGCAGUGACAGGGUUCCAGCAGCGACGAGUCAUUGUCGAUACCAUGAGUUGGGAACCCUUCAACGGGUGGUUUUACGAGAGCGUCUUCAGAUCGUGGUGGCAACUCAACGGCUGUGGGGGCGUGCCUUUGUAUAAACUCUACCGACGUAAAACUGACUGGCGAACGGAUGUCCAACCAAUAAUCGGCGAAUGCAAUGACGAGAUGUCCGAUUUUGGACGCUCGCUCGCUCGCCCGCAGCAACCCGACACGAAAAAUUACUCCCUGAGCAAAACGGACAGUCUUGAGGAGCUCAUGAAAACCGUGCGGGCUCCUAGGACCCGCAGACCACCCUCAGUAUCGGAUGAUCCCGACAGUGGCCGAUCGACGCCCGAGCACUUGAAGAAAUAUUCUGGCUCCACCGAUCAGGAGGAGGCUAGUUCCGGGAGUGACAAGACCAAAAGGCUGCGCACGUUUUCAGAGACUCUCAAGAUGUUGGACGAUGAUAUUUUGGCCGAGCUAAAUAUUGACAAAUGAGCCGAACAAGCCAGGAAUUGGUACGCGAUUGGUGGCGCUCGUUUCUAAUGGUGUAACUUGGUGUCAAAGGCAAGCAGAGCGAGUGAGUUUUAUUGUUAUCAAUUCAGUCGCACGGACAGAAUCAUAUUGAAUGCCCAGAGUACACGGGAGAAAAUGUUAUUGUGGAACAAUAUGCACGGUGGUGGCUCGACCGUUGGAAUACUUUUAGAGCUCGAUUCUAGCUAGCUGUAAGCUCUUGACAAUGAAAUGAGUAGGUAAGUAGCCACUUGAUGCAAUGGAAACUUUUGUCACACCUGACAAAUACUGACAUGAAAUUUGGCACAAAUACACACGUAAAAUCACAGACUGUUGGAGGACAUUGGUGAAGAAAUUUUGUGGGUUUUUCAUUUUGGAAUAAUGCUGAUCUCGAGGUUGAGAUUGAUCAUUUUGGCAAACAUAUAUCACAAUCAGUUCAUUAAUAAAUAGUGGAGUAUCGGGGUCA
Molecule: messenger RNA, 2927 nt
Organism: Tigriopus californicus
Lineage: Eukaryota; Metazoa; Arthropoda; Copepoda; Harpacticoida; Harpacticidae
Exons: 1
Coding region: 14-2446 (810 amino acids)
Molecular function (GO): zinc ion binding; nucleic acid binding
Source: RefSeq, a predicted model, not a curated record